GGCGUGGUCACUUUAACUGACAGGUGUAGCUGUAUGCUAGGUGUCGCGUCUGCUAAGUGAAGUAACUGAGCUGGGCCUUCUAACCUAGUCUCCUGUGUUUUUAAUUGUACUAACUGUGCCGCAGUUUUGGUGGAGAUGGAGGGACUACGGAUGGAGCAGCCAGGCUGUGUUUCUGCUCUGCGCAGACACCAGAAGAGAAGCAGCCUGCAAAUGAAGCCUAAUAAAAUGAAGAGCUGCUGUUGCUGCUGGAUACUUUCUUCUUCUUUCAAGUGCAUCCCGCGGAGGCUCCCUGACCCCGGAUGAUGCGGAUUUAUUUGCUUUUUUUCAUGACUUAAAAAAAAAUGGAGUAAGUGAACAGAUAUGUAUGUGUAUCUAUAUUUUAAAUUGCAACUCCUGUACCAAUUUGAAUUUUGUUCUAAAUCUGCCGCUGAGGGAAAUUGCCUCCAGUCUUUUCAGUAGUAAGUUCAAUUAAAUCAAACGACAAUUAUUCUUGUUAGGUUGUGGGAGGCUGGCCGCACCCCAUCCUCACUUAGAUUCAUAAUAAUCAAAGGUGGCGGUGUUUAACUAAACUGUGAUCAGUAAAUUGACUGCGGCAAAAGGGGUGCGUAAAGAUGUUUGGAAAGCAUUUAAAUGCGACUAGAAAACGUGUCCGUCGGCCUAUGAAACAGGCAAAAAAUAAAAAUAAAUAAAAUCGCAAGUUUGCCUAAAUUUGCAAGACUAAAUUUGGAAACUGUAGUUUAAAUUACAAGCAGCAUCCCGGGUUUAAUUUAAAGGGAUUGCUCUGCUACAUUUGUCGUAAUAUGCUGUGAUGCUGUGUUGUUUUUUUUUUUAGUUGGUAUUAUUGUUGUCAUCAUCAGGCCUCAGACAGAGAAGCUUCUCAUUUCACAUCAUUGCAGACUUCGCUGUUUCAGUCCCUCUGCUGCCAGGUUCUUCGGACCUAGCCCCAGCGUCACCAAUCGGCUUCCCUCUUGGAGAGAGUGGACCAAUCAGCGACAGUCUUGAUGAAUAUUCAUGAGUCCGAGAUUCAAACCUUUGAGCGAGUUUGUCUUGGUCCACAGCAUCAUUCCUAGGACUUUUCACGGGCACAAACUGCAUUUUCUUAUGAAUGGAAAGAGAAAAAAUCUGUUCGGCUUAAAUUGGGAUCCGUCCUUCACUGAGAUCAUAGAAGGAAAACAACAAAAGCGAGACAAGGGGAACCGCCAGAAGAGAUGACAAUGACUACGAUUCCAGAAAGUCUUAAUAGCCCUGCCUCAGGAAAAACCGUUUUCAUGGAGUUUGGACCCCCGAGUCAACAAAUGUCGCCUUCCUCCAUGUCUCACGGACACUAUCCCAUGCACUGUUUACAUUCUGCAGGUCACACACAGCACGACAGCUACAGUCCAGCCUCGUCGUUCCCCAGAUCCUUGGGUUAUCCAUACGUAAACUCCGUCGGCAGCCAUUCCACCAGUCCAUAUCUCAGCACAGUACAGACUUACCAAAACAGCUCGGGACUCACGCAGACACGAUUAGAGGAUGCAGCGCCAGAAACAGAGAAAAACACAGUGGUGGAAGGCGGAGAGGUGCGUUUCAACGGCAAAGGGAAAAAGAUUAGAAAACCAAGGACUAUAUAUUCGAGUUUACAACUUCAAGCCCUGAACAGGAGAUUUCAACAGACUCAGUAUUUGGCGCUACCGGAGAGAGCUGAGCUCGCAGCGUCGCUGGGUCUCACUCAGACACAGGUAAAAAUUUGGUUUCAGAAUAAAAGGUCCAAAUUCAAGAAGCUGAUGAAGCAAGGCGGUGGUACAAUCGACAGCAACGCUUUGGCCACCGGCCGUGGACUUUCCAGCGGUUCUCCCUCGGUGGCACCUGUCUGGAGCUCGCCGACCACCGUGAAGACUUCAAUGGGCACGACCGGAUCUUACAUUCCCAGCUACACCUCAUGGUACCCAACCACACACCAAGAGUCUAUGCAACAGUCACAGCUCAUGUGAGCAGAGAGCUCAGCAUCAGGAUGGUGAAAGGCCCAGCAGCCGCUGAGCGCGGCUCAGCAUUGAUAAUGCACAACAAACAACAAGAAUCCCGGAGUUUGCUGCCGCAUCCCGCCAGCUGACACAGAGGCCUCCUCAAACCGAAGACGGCGAGCAGCGAUACAGAAGAAGAGAAGAGGUCAGACAGAGUGAAAAGGCGCACAAUGCGCCAGAGGGCAACCAGUCCGUGACCGUCCCUGACAGCGGAAAUCGCAGACAAAAGGAUCAUUUGUUUUUUUGGCUGCUUUUGGUCAUUUUUUUUUUCAAUGUCGGUUUCUGUUUGUUUUCAAACUCAUAUUUGUGUGAACACUUCUGUUGUUGAGCUGUAGGCUACAUGUUUAUUAGAAAACACGUGUUUGUUUACGCCAGGUUGUCGGGGCCCAAGGUGAUGACGGCCUUAAAAAUCAAUUUGCAUUCAUCGACAGUUAAAAAGGCCACUUAGGCCACAGCAGAGUUUCUCUAACCAAAUAAUUAACGAUAAAUUCCAGCGGUAGCCAUCAAGCCGCUCCACUCACAGCGCAUUCAACCGCAGAGCACAGGCUGCUGUGCGCAGAGCCUCGAGAUGCUACUAUGUUGUUUCUAUGUGUUUGUUAUUUAAGUUAAAUUAUUCGGGCUAGUUUUUUCUGUUUGAGGUCAGUCUGUGUUCAGUUUGUAAGCGUGUUUGAAAUGACAACACUGUGUUGUUAAUGCUGCACUAACGCAAGCAAAGCUUUUCUAUGCCGUGCCCCGAUGUUAUGUGAAAAAUGUAAAAGGCCUGACGAUUUGCUGCUUUAGAAAAAAAUUGUCCUGAGGGUGAGCAGCUCAUUUGUCACUGUAUUUUGUACAUAAUUUUCCUUUUUUCUGUUCCUUUUUUGUGCUGUAUACUGGAUACGCUGUGAAACAGGGUUUAGGCUUUGUGUAGCUUACUCGUCGAAAUGUGUUUAGUCAACAUAGGAAAUAUUUAGUUUUGUAUUGAUCACCUUAAUUUAUUUAUCUGUUUCUGAAGUUUAUGUACAUAAUGUGCAAAGUUUCAAAAGCAGUAAAAUAUGAUUUAAAUUA
Messenger RNA from Oreochromis niloticus (Nile tilapia), 3044 nucleotides. RefSeq names its product distal-less homeobox 1a (gene dlx1a). Lineage: Eukaryota; Metazoa; Chordata; Actinopteri; Cichliformes; Cichlidae. The transcript has 5 exons. Gene Ontology annotation, molecular function: DNA-binding transcription factor activity, RNA polymerase II-specific; RNA polymerase II cis-regulatory region sequence-specific DNA binding. Bases 1209 to 1970 code for a protein of 253 amino acids. The record is from RefSeq and is a predicted model, not a curated record. Gene Ontology annotation, biological process: cell differentiation; embryo development; negative regulation of transcription by RNA polymerase II.